AUGGUGCGCCCGCAGGCGACCUUCACUUGCAUGGGCAUCAUGCGGCGGCAGCUGUGGGGGGCGGCAGCAUCUCCCAAGAAGAUUGAGGAGAUCAAGAAGUUCCUCCUCACCGCUCGGCGGAAGGAUGCCAAGUCCGUGAAGAUCAAGAAGAGCGGCGAGGUGACCAAGUUCAAGGUCCGCUGCUCGCGGUACCUCUACACGCUGUGCGUCGCCGACGCCGACAAGGCCGACAAGCUCAAGCAGUCGCUGCCCCCUGGCCUGCACGUCCAGGAGAUCUGA
Chlorella variabilis is the source of this 279-nucleotide messenger RNA. RefSeq lists its product as hypothetical. NCBI's taxonomy places the organism in Eukaryota, Viridiplantae, Chlorophyta, Trebouxiophyceae, Chlorellales, Chlorellaceae. Gene Ontology annotation, cellular component: cytosolic large ribosomal subunit; ribosome. The record is from RefSeq and is a predicted model, not a curated record. Gene Ontology annotation, molecular function: structural constituent of ribosome. Gene Ontology annotation, biological process: translation; protein-RNA complex assembly. The coding region runs from base 1 to 279 and encodes 92 amino acids. The transcript is spliced from 3 exons.